This is a messenger RNA of Lycium ferocissimum, 916 nucleotides long. Its product is annotated as universal stress protein PHOS34. The transcript has 5 exons. The coding region runs from base 90 to 626 and encodes 178 amino acids. NCBI's taxonomy places the organism in Eukaryota, Viridiplantae, Streptophyta, Magnoliopsida, Solanales, Solanaceae. The record is from RefSeq and is a predicted model, not a curated record.
AUGAUCACACUUUCGAAUAGGCAAAAGUAGAAUAAUCCAAAUCGCAAAUCUGACACGAAAUUGCAAAAGCGAAAACGCAACAAAAGGGCAUGAUGGAAACGGUUAUGGAAGAUGAAGAGUACAAUUGGAAAGAAGUAAAGCUUCCUUCUCUCAUACCAAUAGUGCCUGAACCGGAACUCACGAAGGAAACAGGAGAACGACGUCGUGGGCGUGAUAUAGUGGUGGCUAUAGAUCACGGUCCUAACAGCAAACACGCUUUUGAUUGGACCAUUACUCACCUUUGCCGUCUCGCUGAUACGCUUCAUCUCGUUCACGCUGUUUCCAGUCUGAAAAAUGAGAUUGUGUAUGAGGUUACACAGGCACUCAUGGAGAAGCUUGCUGUCGAGGCUUUUGAGGUUGCUAUGGUGAAGACAGUGGCUAGGAUUGUGGAAGGAGAUGCUGGAAAGGUAAUUUGCAAGGAAGCAGAAAGGUUGAAGCCUUCAGCUGUGGUUGUGGGAACCAGGGGACGUGGCAUUUUCCAAAGUGUACUGCAAGGAAGUGUCAGUGAGUAUUGCUUACACAACUGUAAGAUAGCACCGGUGAUCAUAGUUCCUGGAAAAGAGGCUGGGGAAGACUCUGUGAUUUAAUGGAACAACUUACUCUGAAGUGAGUCCAUCCAAGUAAUGCUAAUUGGUAUGAGUAGUGGCAGCAGCUGUAUUACUGGUGGCAGGUUCUUCAUUUAUAAUGUCUGUGCUUAUAUAGAAAGCUUAUGCUAUCAUUGAUGUAAAGUAUUUUUAUCUGGUUUUAUAUUGUGUUUUUAUUUUAUGUAUUCAGUAUUUUUAAGUUUGUUUGUUCGUAAUACCAAUUUAUAUUGUGAAUAGUUGCUGAUCACAGUGACAAAACUCAUCUAUUUACACAUUGUAUAUUGUUCCUAAGA